GAUCUAUGACGUCAUUUUACCAAUACGGAAGUACUGUGUGGAGAAAUUAGUCUUGUUUACACGUGACAUGCAACUUGAAAGGAGUUUGGCGCUAGUGUUCCGUGAAGAAACGCAGAAUGUUCCCUGCACCGACAGGCCGAAUCCACAGUGUGCAGCCUUCUGCGUCUCCACAGCUCCGACAGCGCACACUGACUCCUGCCCACAACAGCACCCAUGGGCCUGCAUUAAAAAUGUUACCUACCUAUGAAUGGAAACUUCCAUUAUCCACACCUCCAUUCCCUCUUAGUCGCACACCAACUUUGUCCAGCGGACGCAAGAGGCAGAAUGAAGAAUGCAGUCCACAGAUCACAAAACGCCAGUGUCUUGAGUCCACCUCUCAGUUAAGGAUCAUUGUUCCAUGCACACCCACUGCACCAUCACUACCUGCUCCUAAUCAGUCAGUGGCAGUGACCCCAAAUACAUAUGUCCCUGGUUACUGUGGUCUGCGCCCACAGCCUUCUCCCCAGCCGCAUGUGCCUAUUAAUCCACCAAGGGACAACCUACUCACCUAUGCUAAGGACAAGUUGAGUGGCCAGUUGGUGGAUCUGUUUGAGGCAUGCCAACAGCAAAUUACAGAUUUAACUCGAAAAGAGAGGUGUAGAACUUGGCUGCAGCAGGACAUACAGACCGUCUUUCCACUGGCACGGCUUUACCUGACCGGAUCUUCAAUGAAUGGUCUUGGCUGCAGGAGUAGUGACGCUGAUCUGUGUUUGGUUGUUAACAGAUAUCAACGGCCUGAUCCUUAUAGCUUACUGUAUUUUCUCAGAGGAUUCUUCAGAUCACUAUCAUAUGUAGAGCAGAUUCAGCUGAUCAGAGCCAAGGUGCCCAUCCUACGGUUCAGAGAAAAAGGCAGUGAUCUAGAGUUUGAUAUGAAUAUCAACAACACAGUGGGCAUUAGAAACACCUUCCUUCUAAGGAGUUAUGCCUAUGCUGAUCUCAGGAUACGACCCAUCGUCCUUGCAGUCAAGAAAUGGGCAAAGUACCAUCACAUCAAUGAUGCCAGCCAAGGAACAUUAAGCAGCUAUGCACUAGUGCUGAUGGUGCUGCACUACCUCCAGACUCUUAAAGAACCAGUUCUUCCAUCUCUCCAGAAGGACUACCCAGAGUGCUUUAAUCCCUUGAUGGACAUCGACAUGGUUCCAGACGGUCCCAAAUACAUCCCGCCUUACAACUCAAAGAACCAGUCUUCUCUGGGAGACCUGUUUUUGGGUUUUCUUAAAUACUAUGCCACAGAGUUCAGGUGGGAUAAGCAUGUGAUUUCUGUUCAAGAAGGCAGCGCUUUGCCCAAGAAUAAUUCUCCAGAGUGGAACAACAAAUGUAUAUGUGUGGAAGAGCCGUUUGAAAAAAAGAAUGUGGCCAGGGCGGUCCAUCAGCUGGUAAAGUUUGAUGCCAUUAAAGCUCAGUUUGCUGAGUCAUUUAAGAUACUACAGCAGAGGAAGGACCUGAACUCCAUCCUGCCCGUCAGAGCCAUCAUGAAUAAAGAGUCAUCCAGGAAAUAAGGGACUGAUAUGGUUAGAUACGCUGACUGGAGUUUGCUACCUCACAGGAGGUCUGUAUCCAGGAAUGAAGUUAGAUUUAAGGAUAUGCUUUGAGGAGUCCUACACCCCCUCCACCACCACUGCAGUCACCCCCAGGAUUCAAGUUCUGUGCCUCCUUGGACUUUGGCAGGACCUACUGAACACACUGCACCCAUUCUGCAGCCUUUUCACAUUUUUGGUAUUGAUAUAUGUUUGAGGACCAACAGCAGAGAGGUUUUAAAACAAACUUCUCUAAAACUGCUGAAUGAGAUAAUAUGUAAUGUGAUCAUUCGUACUGGAAAUUAUUUUACUGCUAUGGGCUAAUAUUUUCCAACACAUUCUAUGGACUGAGAAAAUGAGAUACUUGAUCACACUUGGAACUCGAUGCAGCAGCUUUGAAGUGCUGGUCAGAGGAUAAACGAUUCACACAGUCUCAGCCAAAGGUUUUAUCCUCUGAUUUAAUUUUUUGGGUUCAUCCAGACAGCUAGACAACUUUUUUUCUUCUUUUUAUUUUUAUUUAUUUAUUUAUUUUUGAUAAAUACCAUGUUGCCUGUCUAGCACAGUGCUUACAGAUGUCUAUGCUGUAGUAUUCAGUUUCCAUAAACUAACAUUUAAAGGUGGCAUUGUUCUUUUAUUUGAUUGUGUUGGGGGGUUACAGUGAACAGAGACAUGUUUUUGCAGCGAUGUUAAAAAAUAUUUGAUUGUAGCUA
This is a messenger RNA of Thalassophryne amazonica, 2266 nucleotides long. RefSeq names its product terminal nucleotidyltransferase 2 (gene tent2). Bases 117 to 1538 code for a protein of 473 amino acids. Gene Ontology annotation, cellular component: cytosol. NCBI's taxonomy places the organism in Eukaryota, Metazoa, Chordata, Actinopteri, Batrachoidiformes, Batrachoididae. The transcript has 15 exons. The record is from RefSeq and is a predicted model, not a curated record. Gene Ontology annotation, molecular function: poly(A) RNA polymerase activity.